AAUUCUCCAAAAGUUGUCCCUUCAAAAAAAAAAACACUAUACUACCAUGAAGCCGAUCAAAUUAUUGAUCCUCCUCCUCCUCGUGGCGGCCGCGGCCACCAUGAGCGAGGCCCACAACAUCACCCGCAUCCUCGGGUCCCACCCCUCCCUCUCCACCUUCAACCACUACCUCUCCGUCACCCGCCUCGCCGACGAGAUCAACCGCCGCGUCACGAUCACCGUGUGCGCCGUGGACAACGCCGCCAUGUCCUCCCUCCUCUCCCACCAAUACCCCCUCCCCACCCUCAAAAACAUCCUCUCCCUCCACGUCUUCGCCGACUACUUCGGCUCCAAAAAGCUCCACCAAAUCACCAAGGGCUCCACCACCACCUCCACCCUCUUCCAAGCCUCCGGCGAGGCCGCCGGCACCUCCGGCUACGUCAACAUCACCAAUUUCAAAGGCGGAAAGGUCGGAUUCACCCCCGUUGACUCCGAUGUUGACCCUCCCAUGGCCACAUUCCUCAAAUCCAUCCACGAAUCGCCCUACAACAUCUCCGUCAUCCAAAUCACCAACGUCCUCACCUCGCCGGAGGCCGAGGCCCCCGUCUCCGCCCCCACCGAUCUCAACCUCCUCUCUCUCCUCGCCAAGCAAGGCUGCAAAUCCUUCUCCGAUCUCGUCGCCGGCGCCGGCGACGGCGUCGCCGACGUCUUCACGGAGUCGGUCGAGGCCGGCCUCACCGUGUUCUGCCCCUCCGACGCGGCGAUCAAGUCGUUCUCGCCGGCGUACAAAAACCUCACCGCCGCCGGAAAAAACUCGCUGCUGCUGUACCACGGCGUGCCGGAGUACAAUUCGCUGGGGAUGCUGCGGGUGAGCAACGGACUGAUGCGGACGCUGGCGACGGAGGGGGCGAAGAAGUUCGAUUUCACGGUGGCGAACGACGGCGACGAGGUGAGGCUGAAGACGGGGGUGGUGACGGCGACGAUUAAGGGGACGGUGAUUGACGAAGAUCCGCUCGCGAUUUUCAAAAUUGAUAAGGUUUUGCUGCCUACGGAGCUGUUUAAGGCGGAUCCGACUGCGAAGGCGGAGUCGGCGGAGGCGCCGGGGCCGGCUGGGGAGGAUGAAGCGCCGGCGGAUGAGGAUUCAAAUGGCGGCGGUUUCACGGUUGCGCGCGGUGGCGGGAUCGUGGCGCUGAGUGUUGCUUUUGUUUUUGGGGUUUUAUUUGUUUGAAAAUUUUAAUUUAAUUUUAAAUUUUUGAGAAAAAUAGAUUUGUUUUGAAUAAAAGUUUUUUUUUUUGCUACUGUAAAAAUUUGUAAUUUUAUUGGCUUAUUCGGUGUGUGUGUUUUGAUAUUGGAUUUAUACAGUAGUAAUUUUUAUUUUUUUUUAAACAUAAAUUUGCUCAAUUAUGCAUGCUUGUCUUCAUGAAUGAAUACAGAUUACUUGAGAGC
Salvia hispanica is the source of this 1425-nucleotide messenger RNA. Lineage: Eukaryota; Viridiplantae; Streptophyta; Magnoliopsida; Lamiales; Lamiaceae. The record is from RefSeq and is a predicted model, not a curated record.